CAUCAACAAGCUUAUGAUUUCACCCCCCUCGUCAUCGCCUGCUCCCUAAAGGCCCGUUCUGAUCGAGCUCUACCACCUCAUAUAUCUCUAUCAGAGCAUUCUUCUACGCUCUAAUUUCUCCUCCACUCCCGCCACCACAUAGUCCUACUCGCCAUAUAAUCGUCAGCAAUGGCGCAAGAUGGCGAGCGGUCAGCUCCCGCCGACAAGGGCAAGGGCAAGGUUGACGAUGUGAAGGAUCUUGCUGGAGGCAAGAAGGCACAGACCGCAGAAAAGCCUCAAGCUGACGGAAAGAAGAAGGACGAGGAGCCCCAAGAAGAGGAACUCAACGAAGAGGACCAGCAAUUGAAGAACGAGCUGGAGAUGCUUGUGGAAAGAUUAAAGGAGCCGGAUACCUCUCUCUACAGCCCUGCCUUGGAUGCAAUCAAGAACUUCAUAAAGACUUCGACCUCUUCGAUGACCGCUGUCCCUAAGCCCUUGAAAUUCCUCCGACCUCAUUACGAUGACCUCACGGCGCUUUAUGACAAGUGGCCGGCUAGCCCGGUGAAGGACUCCUUGGCCGACAUGCUAUCAGUUCUCGGAAUGACAUACGGAGAUGAAGAGAAGCUAGAGACUCUGAAGUAUCGCCUGCUGACCAAGUCGGAGGAUCUCGGCUCAUGGGGCCAUGAGUACAUCAGACAUCUGGCUUUGGAGAUUGGUCAAGAAUAUCAGAACAGGCUGAACACUGAGAAGGAUGUACAAGACUUGAUUGAUCUUGCGCUCUCCCUUGUUCCGUACUUCCUCAAGCACAACGCUGAAGCCGAUGCCGUCGACCUGCUGAGUGAGCUCGAGAUCAUCGAGGAAAUCCCCCGCUUUGUCGAUGAGAACACAUACGCCAGAGUUUGUUUGUAUAUGGUUAGCAUGGUCAACCUUCUCACAUACCCAGAAGACCAGCAGUUCCUCCGCACUGCCCACGAGAUUUAUGUCACCUACAAGGAGCUCACCAAGGCCAUCGUUCUUGCUAUCCGCCUCAAUGACACUGAGCUUAUCAAGAGCGACUUGAAUGCCACCUCGGACAGUUCGAUCAAGAAGCAGAUGGCUUUCCUCGUUUCUCGGCAACAAAUAUGGCUCGAUCUUCCGGAAUAUGAAGAAGACCAGUCAUUCAUGGAAUGCCUCAACAACACCUCGAUUCCCAAGCACUUCAAGUCUCUUGGCAAGGAGCUCAACAUUCUCGAUCCCAAGAUGCCGGAAGACAUCUACAAGACUCACCUGGAAAGCUCUCGUGGCGCAGGCCUCACCAACGUUGAUUCUGCAAGACACAAUCUCGCUAGCGCCUUCGUCAACUCGUUCGCCAAUGCCGGAUUUGGAAACGAUAAGAUGAUGCUGGUCGAGGGUGACAAGGGUCCUUGGGUAUGGAAGACAAAGGACGACGGCAUGCUGUCGACUACGGCUUCUCUGGGAAUGCUUAUGCACAGAGACGUUGAGAUUGGACUGGACAAGAUCGACAAGUACACUUACGCCUCGGAAGAUCAGAUCAAGGCUGGUGCAUUGUUGUCGAUUGGUAUCCUCAACUCCGGUGUACGCAUCGAUUCAGAACCUGCCUUGGCUCUUCUGAGUGAUCCUGAAAACCUGGAAGCCAAGAGCGUGCCCAUGCGAGUUGCAUCGAUUAUGGGUCUGGGACUGGCUUACGCUGGUUCGAACAAGGAGGAGCUGCUGGAGGUUCUUCUUCCGAUUGUCGAGGAUAGUUCUCUGGACAUGCAGCUGUCUGCCAUGGCAGCUGUUUCCUUGGGUCUUAUCUUUGUUGGUUCCUCGAACCACCAGGUUAGUGAGGCGAUCGCUACGACCUUGAUGGACGAGGAGAGACAGAAGCAACUCAAGGACAAGUGGACCCGUUUCAUGGCUCUUGGUCUCGCCCUUCUGUACUUUGGUCGCCAGGAAGAGGUUGAUGUUAUCCUCGACAUCCUCAAGGCUGUGGAUCACCCCAUGGCUAAGCCCACUUCGGUGCUUGCCUCGGUUUGCGCCUGGGCCGGCACAGGCACCGUCCUGAAACUCCAGGAACUCCUUCACAUCUGCAAUGACAUCAUCGAGGAGAACGACGAGAAGAAGGGUGACGAGCUCGUGCAGUCGUAUGCUGUUCUUGGCUUGUCGCUCAUUGCCAUGGGCGAGGAAGUUGGACAGGAUAUGAUUCUCCGACAGUUUGGUCACCUCAUGCACUACGGUGCCAGCAACAUCCGGAAGGCUGUGCCCCUCGCUAUGGGUCUGAUUACCCCUAGCAACCCUCAGAUGAAGGUCUACGAUACCCUUUCGAGAUACAGUCACGACACCGAUAAUGACGUUGCCAUCAACGCCAUCUUCGCCAUGGGUCUCUGCGGCGCCGGUACCAACAACGCUCGCUUGGCCCAAUUGCUCCGCCAGCUUGCGAGCUACUAUCACCGUGAUCAGAACUCCUUAUUCAUGGUCCGCAUCGCACAGGGUCUUUUGCACAUGGGCAAGGGUACCAUGACCCUGAACCCCUUCCACACCGACAGACAGGUUUUGUCGCGUGUAUCAGCCGCUGGUCUGCUUACCGUCCUUGUGUCCCUGAUUGACGCCAAGCAAUUUAUUCUCGCCGAACAUCACUACCUCCUUUACUUCCUCAUCACUGCCAUGUACCCCCGCUUCCUCGUCACUCUCGACGAAGACCUUCAGCCUCUCACCGUGAACGUCCGGGUCGGUCAGGCCGUGGACGUUGUUGGUCAGGCCGGUCGCCCGAAGACGAUCACUGGGUGGCAGACGCAAAGUACGCCAGUCCUCUUGGCCUACGGUGAGCGGGCCGAGCUUGAAGACGAGCAGUACAUCCCUCUCAGCAGCACUCUGGAGGGUUUGGUAAUCUUGCGCAAGGAACCCUAACUGGGAGGCGGAGACAUCCGCAUAAACGAGAUGAGAAACUGGACAUGAAACUUUGCGAGCUUGAGGGCCGGGGAAAUCACAGCAUUGGGAUUCUUGGACUUGAUGUAUUCAGAACGACCGGAAAUACCUUAUAUCAGUUAGACCAAUGGAUAUAGGAAGGGCAGUUC
Aspergillus saccharolyticus JOP 1030-1 is the source of this 3032-nucleotide messenger RNA. Its product is annotated as proteasome regulatory particle base subunit RPN1. Bases 169 to 2865 code for a protein of 898 amino acids. The transcript has 5 exons. NCBI's taxonomy places the organism in Eukaryota, Fungi, Ascomycota, Eurotiomycetes, Eurotiales, Aspergillaceae. Gene Ontology annotation, cellular component: nucleus; proteasome storage granule; proteasome complex. Gene Ontology annotation, biological process: regulation of protein catabolic process; proteasome-mediated ubiquitin-dependent protein catabolic process. Gene Ontology annotation, molecular function: enzyme regulator activity. The record is from RefSeq and is a predicted model, not a curated record.